AUGCAGUGGGAUAACCGAGUAGAAAAAGUGGAUUUCAGCGAGUCGCAGAGAGGUUCUGAAGACAAGGACGCUAGUUUGCCAUGCACUUCUGCUGCUAAAGUUCUCCUUACUAGCACCACGUGCCCAUCACGGGUGCCGGACAAGAGUUGCAGCAGUGUCGCCGAACCUGUUUCUAGUAGCUCUUCCGGAGGUGGAAAUGUGGGCGAGGCGAGUGACACGGAUUCAGAGGAGGUUGAGAAUGGGAGUGACAUGAGUGAUAUUAAUCGCUACUGCAGGCAUGAGGCAUUGUUUUCUAAUUGCAAGGGUGUUAAUUAUUUUAUCAGAAGCGUGCCGCCACCAAAAACAGCGCGACGGAUGUCCGACGAACACCGCUGCGGUGAUGGUGAAAGUUUCGCUGGUUUGCAGGAAGGCGGGAUCUCAGAAAGACCUGCAAUGGUGCGAUUAACGAGGAGCUUGGUAUCAGAGAGGAAUGAUGUCAAUGAUGAUGACGUCCCGAAGGCAGUAGCGAAUUACAAUUCAUUCGGGAGUAGGGAACUACUACUGGGGCAUGACAAUUUGCAUCGUCUCGCACCCCUUGGCGAUGGAACAAUGUCCAACACCACUGUGAGCACUGACGAAAAUCGACUAAUGCAUCACGUACACUACCCCUGCUGUCAGGGACUUAGCACACUGACCAUGGAGAGCGACGGCUUCGUGGAUUAUGGGAACCAAAAUGUGAGGGAGUAUGAGAGCAUGGAACCCCACGUUCAACACGUCCCAGUUGAAAAAGGAAUACAUGCGAGUGAGUACGAUGCCUUGCAAUCAGUCCACUCAAACCUUGAUGCGGGCAUGCCACAUGUUAUGUUUCAAAGUGAAGGGAUCUCCACAUUGCAUGAGCGGCGACACCAUCGCCCUUACCACCAGAAGCAGGGUCAUCAUCCACCUGAACAACCGUUGUCUUUGUGCUUGGGGACUAAGUUGCGUUCCAAUGCAACCUUACGAUAUAGGACUGGGACACCCAGGGUGGAUUUUCGGCAAGCGUGGGAGCACCCACAGUUUCAAGAGCGGCAUUCUCAACAAAAGCAAAAACGACAACGACAGUAUAUAAACGGACCUCAAGAUGAAACCUCUCCAAGUGGGAAGACUGAUGCAUCACUUUUUCCAGCAUUACCAACAUUUAGCCCUACAUCUUUUGUGCGCGCGUACGUUGGGGAGAGGAAUUAUCCAUGGGAGGCGACAUUGGAUAACCGUCCUGCUCUCGUUGUCUCCUGCUGCGUGGCGGCAAUGAACUGGAUGGUGGUACAGUUUCUGCAGUAUCACGUUCUUGAGACUCGUGAUCAACUUGGCCUAUUUGUGAUUGGGACAUAUAUUAUAUUCUCGACCUACUAUAUGACGUACUAUUUUUUAGAGCGUUACUCACUCUCUUUUUCUCAGAUAUCUCAUGAUAAAAAGUUUUACACCAUUGCCAAUCUCAUAAAAGCGGGAAUUCUUGUCUCACUGGUUCCUUUUGCUAUUUCACAUCUUGGGAAUAUCAUUAUGUUUGACGUGUGGGACACCAAUACACUUCGUAAUCUGGGUUGCAUUUACACUAUUCCAGACUUUGUUUCUAUGAUUGUGGUGAAUAAGAUGAGUUGGUCUACGUGGAUACACCAUCUGUGUGUGUUGCUGUUUAACUUUUUUAGCACCAUGAAUGAUUACUCGCAGGAAAACAUCUGCCGCUGUGUUGUUGUCUAUGCAGCCUUUUCGACGUUUGCGUACUGCGUUAACGUGCUACUCGCGUCGCGCUUUCUUGGCGUAUCGCCCAACGUUGCACGUGUACUCUCAUUUGUCGCCGUGGUGGUGUACUUUUUAUGUUGUGCCACCAACUGGACCUGGCAAGUCUACUACCUGCGCAAGCUGCUGCGAGAGGGUCAUGGGCACUGGACCGUCUACGCUUACAUGCCUUUGAUAUGUCUAGUUAUUUACGACGAUAUUAUGUUGAAUAAGUGGCUGAUUCAUAACGCUAAAAGCAAUGCAGGUGCCGCAGCGAAUUACAGGCAAAACCAACACAGGCAACAACAGCAUCAACAGCACUCUGCAAGGGUUGUCCCUCGUGCAUGA
Molecule: messenger RNA, 2079 nt
Organism: Trypanosoma rangeli
Lineage: Eukaryota; Euglenozoa; Kinetoplastea; Trypanosomatida; Trypanosomatidae
Exons: 1
Coding region: 1-2079 (692 amino acids)
Source: RefSeq, a predicted model, not a curated record